AUGGAAACAGUUGGUUCCCGUGAUUUGGCAUCAUCAAGUUGUGGAAAGGCUGAAUUGUUAUUCGAAAACAACAAGGGUAUGGUUAUUGAUGAUAAGAACCAAAAAGUAGUUGUCGUCGAUCAAGUAUACAAGGAUAAAGAUACAUUAAAAGCUGUGAUGGUGAAUUAUGCAAUUACAAACAGGUUCAACUAUCGUGCAGAAAGGAGUAAUGCAAUAAGCUACACACUUGUGUGCGUAUCAGGAGAGUGUGAUUGGAAAUUUAGGGCGUCAAGUGUAGGUAAGUCAGGAAUGUUUAGAGUUAGGGAGUUUCAAGACAAACAUACAUGUCCGUUAAAGGAAAAGGUUUAUUCCCAAUGCCAAGCUACAAGUCGGUUGAUAAGUGAGAUUGUCAAACCAAAAAUAUCAAACCAUAAGAGGAAAUAUACGCCUAAAGACAUUGCGGAGGACGUCAAAAGUGAUUUUGGAAUGGAUGUUUCAUACAUGGUUGCUUGGCAGGCCAAAGAAAAGGCGAUGAACGAUUUAAUGGGUGAACUGGCUGAAUCUUAUAAAAGAUUACCUGGAUAUCUAUACAUAUUGGAUAAGACUUACCCGGGUUCACAUAUCAGAAUGCGUAAAAUCCGCGAAAAUGAAUUUCUGUAUGUUUUUAUAGCACUGUAUGCAUUUAUCAAAGGCUUUGAUUAUUGUCGGCCAAUUGUGGUAGUUGAUGGAAGCCACUUAAAAACACCAUACAAUGGAACAUUUGUCUCGGCAAGCACAUUGGGCGGUGCAGGCAACAUACUUCCCUUAGCAUAUGGUGUGAUUGAUUCUGAGAAUGACAGAUCAUGGACAUGGUUUUUUGAGCGUUUCAGAGAAACAUAUGGAAUUAGAGAGAAUUUGUGUAUCGUAUCAGAUAGGCAUGAAAGUAUAAACAAGGCUGUUUGUAGAAUUUAUCCAGAAGUUGCACAUUAUGCAUGUAUAUGGCAUCUGUGGGGUAAUGUAGAACUGUCAACCGAAUUCGUGUACACAGUACAUGAUGGAGGAAGGCGAUUCAUUCUUAAUUUGAAUAGCAAAACUUGCAGUUGUCUUGCUGAUGAUUAUUGCUCUGAUUUGUUCAAACCGGAGACCGUGUUGAAGACAUAUGAUGUACCUGUGGACCCUCUACCCGACGAGCGUGAAUGGAACAUUCCCAAAAACAUCUUGGAGGAUGUGGUUUUGCCACCAAGAUACAAGAAACCGCCUGGUAGGCCAAAGAAGAGGCGUGAUAAGCCUUUAAGUGAAUUGUUGUUUGGAAAGAGCAGACAUGCUUGCAGUACUUGUGGACAACUUGGGCACAACAGACGUUCAUGUAGUUUUGAGCCUCUAAGGAAGUGA
Molecule: messenger RNA, 1350 nt
Organism: Lycium ferocissimum
Lineage: Eukaryota; Viridiplantae; Streptophyta; Magnoliopsida; Solanales; Solanaceae
Exons: 5
Coding region: 1-1350 (449 amino acids)
Molecular function (GO): nucleic acid binding; zinc ion binding
Source: RefSeq, a predicted model, not a curated record